UUACUUCUUUUUACUAUGUUGUGGACUACAUGGAGGGUUCUGAGCAGUGUGCUUGGCUGCGAAACAAACUGCAUGCCCAGUGGGCUAGCUCCAGUGCCGCUCAAAUAGAAUCCGAACUGAGGGGGUCGAGUGCGCGCCGAGCGCCGUGCCGUCCUACACCUGCGAACACUGACCUGUGAUAGUGUGCAAAGCGCACCUGAUCGGAUUUCACUCAGCUGCACCGAACUACUGUACUAAGUUUAGUACAUGUAAUAGUAGUGGUGUGUGCAGAGGUGUUCUGUGUAUGACAGAAGAGAAAGACCUCCGUGCCGCCGGUAUAGAGCAAGCAGAGUGUAAUGAUACAUUAGAACACCAGUGCAACAAAUAGCACACCAGAAGAAGAGUGACGUUAGAGGAGGAACAGCAAGGUUGACUUUUGAGACCUUUCGUUCGUCAUAGAGUUGUUGUGUUACCUGCCUGGGCUGGCCCCACUCCCAGCUAGUGCAAUUUGUCACGGCCUGUAUCUCAACAUCCGGAUCCUACAGGUACGUCUUAUAUGCAACGACGUGUAAGCUCUAUGUGUAUAUUGGGGCAAGUCCGCGUAGUAAGCAUGCUCAGAGAAUUCUUUCAUCUGAGGCUGCAGUUAGUGAGUGUUGAAUUUGUUGGCAAGUUCGUGUAGUUAGCCUGUGUUGAGUUGUCCAUCAGUAUCACCUGCUGCCGUCGACAUUUGCUGCAUGCUGCCCAAGCAUUCAUCUACACUGACAAUCAUCUUUUGAUCAUCACCGAAGCUUCCAUUGUAGUGCCCUACUGCCACUAGUGCAGUAGUUGGUGCUGACAGUGGAACUACAGUGUAUUCUGGUGGUCUACUACUCGUUCACACUGUUCCACAUUAUCUCAGGGUUUCAGAGUGACCCGCAGUCCUCCAUACAUGGCAGUGUCCAUAAUGCACCAGGUGCUCAACCUGUUAGUCUUGCUGCUCAUCUUGGAGGUGCAUGUUGAGCCCUGUGCGGCAGACCAAUGUCCCUUCCUUAACACUAGUGCCAUAGCUAAGCCUCUCAGCGCAAACACGGCUCUGCGCUACCUCCCGCAGCCCGUCUCCGAGCACCCCGGUGUUCCUGGCUUGCCGCUCCUGAUCCCGGCGCUCACAUUGCGAGCACGUCGCGGCGCAGCCAACAAUGGGAGCAGCGGACUGGCGGACGGGGAAACGUUGAUCUCCGCAAUCCGCGUGGCUGGUCCUACCGCGCUUAGGCUGGAUUCCUUCGACGUGUCAUACAGAGGUGGGCAGACUUGGCAGAAUCUCGAGUCGUUCCUGUUACACACGGUGAAAGGAUUUCCUGAUGGCUGCAUGGGCCUGUUUGGCCUUCCAGAGCGCAUAACAGUAUCUCCAAGUCAGGAGUAUCUCGUACUGCUGGACUUUCCGAGAGGACCGUGUGAAGACCUAGUUCUAGUCUAUCGUCUCCGGGAAAAACUCCUGCUGUCCGUCAAUACGAGCUUGGUCAGGGCACCGAGGGCGCUUCGUCCCGGGAUGACUAGCCUGCCAGGUCCCUCUCCAGACUCUUUCCGUAUAGCGUCAUAUGGCGGGUCGCAGUGCGAUUCGGGGCAAGUCGACGCCUGCUUCAAUUUCAGCUCCGGUGUGUGGCUGCUUGAUAUGGAUCUGGCCAGGCCCAACGUGAUGCUGUCAUGGCGGGAAGUGGACGUGCGGUCGUCGGCUUCGGCAGUCACGCCUGGUCCGAGGGCUGGCUCGCACCUGUUCGGCACGGAUUCACAUCUCUUACUUUACGGCGGUGUGCAAAGAGAUCAGACUUCGUUUGUGCUGCGAUGCGACUUCUGGGCGUUCGACUUUCUCUCUCGGCAGUGGACAGCUCUCAGUAGUAAUUUUGCCUGCGAGAACUUGCGACUACUGACUAGUGAAGUGUUGAGUGCCCUGUCCUGGUCCAAAGCUGCUUAUCUCUCAUCGGCAUCUCAGAUUCUCAUCACACGCACAGAUCCUCGCACUAAAAACGUGUAUCUGGUGAUCUGCAACUUGCGCCUCGAGGACCAUCAUGUGCAAUGCACUAACGAAACUCUGACGGCUGCUAAUCCUAACACGAUCGGAGACUGGUACGAGCUAGUGGCCGGAUCACGGGCAUUCUAUCUUGUCCGCACUGAUCGCGAAGAGUCGUACGAAGUCACCCUGUCCGUCACUGCAUCCCAGCCUUCAAGCAUAACGCCCAUCCUGCGACCACUGUCCUCGGAGAUCGAGCGCCCAGGCUUCAGCGGCUUUCAGGGAUGUGUAGGUUCAGCUGUUCUAGGUAUGACUGGAGGCCGCACUAUCAUGAUCUUCGGCGGUCAAUGCCCAUUUCAACAAUUUCGAGCGCAGAUUGGAGACGGCUUGCGACCUCCAGGAAUGCCCAUUUGGAUACUAAGUACAUUGACUAAUCCGUUCAUGACGGCCGUGUUCCCUUACACGUUGUCACAUCCUCAUCCUGGUCCCAGAUUGCCUCUGAGACAAGGACACACGGUCGUCAGUAAUCGCUACUUCGCAAUUCUCUACGGCGGUAAAGAGUACGAAAACAACAAUGAUUUUCACAUGGACGCUUCGCCCUGGUGCUACGAUAUGUAUCACGAAACAUGGAUGGAGUCGACGGUGAGUCCGACUUAUGACGCCAUAGGUCCGGAGGCACGUCAUGGUCACGUGGCAUUCGCUCACUCGUUCGGCCGUAACGCGACGGGAUUCGUCAUCCAAGGUGGUCAGGUGCCGUCACCCGGUGAUGGGGCUGUGACUGGUAUUGUCGGAGAUCUGUGGUUCUUUGCUUGGUCGGAGCUGCUGGAGUGUACAGGCCGCUGGUACGAUCUGACAGCCAAGGCAGUCGGUAGUCCACUACCAUGCCGUACACUCCACUCGCUGACGCAAUUCACUGGUAGGAUAAUCCUCUUUGGAGGAGAAGUUGGUCAAUGCACACCGCAACAUGACCAUACCCCUCGGCAAGCACACGACCAGGAAGACGAUUGGGACUUUGAUUCAUUCCUCACCGUCCUAACUCUGCACAGCCUGGAUCACAUCGGCGUGUCACGUGUUCACCUCGCAAAGCCCAUGCGACGACGGAUAUCGCACACUCUGACGCAAUACACGAAUAGCGAUCUGCUACUGUUGGGUGGAAGGUACGGACUGGCUCCGGGACAGAGUGCUAUCGAGUUUGCGCAGGAUGCACUCCUACUCCGUCUGCCCCCUUCUCUGUGGGAGCAGGAUGGCGUCAAGCUUACCUACACAAACAGUACAGUUGAAACAGUGCCCUUCUUCAAUAUAUCCCUGUUUGGUCAUCGCACUGUUGGCAGCUACCUAUUCUCCGGACUAGUUCCUCCGCAGGAUGGCAAUCAGCGAUCCAAUUUUCUCGCUCUCAGCUACAGUGGAGCCUGUCCUAAAGGUUACGAGCGGAGCCGCAACAACACGUGUCAGCCGUGCCCGCAAGGCUACUUCUCACCCGAUGUGUUGUCACCGUGCGUGCAAUGUGGUGUUCUACUUACCACUGUUGGUACAGGAUCCAGCAACUGCACUGCCUACGAUCCAUGUUACACGCGAUUCUGUCAUGGCAACGGCGUGUGCCUGGUACGUAGCAACGCUCAGGCCUACUGCAAAUGCAACUUCGGCUAUUUGCCGGACGAUAACUGCCGCCUGCCCCUCGUCUACCUCUACGUGUUGGCUGCAACGGGUUCGUCCACUCUCACCACCCUACUAGCCACGGCACUCGUGCAGUACAUACGCAAACGACGGAUACUGCGUCGCACGGAAGAGGAGCGUCAACAGCUCGGCCGCGCUUUGGCCCAAUCGAAUCGAAAGCUUGCUAAUGUGAACGAGGGAGCAACAAUCAAGUGGUCCGACCUGGUCAUCGACCAGUGUGAACUCGCACGGUCAAGAUCUUCAGUUCUCUACCGGGCAAAAUGGACUGACCUGGAUGUCGUGGUCAAGAAGUUCACGGCCACCAGCAAGCAAUCCAUAAGCCUGCAGCAAGAAUCGCCCUGUGAUAUUUUCGUGCGAGAAGCAGAGACGCUACGUUCUUUGCGUCAUCCCAACAUCGUCAUGUUCCUUGGAGCCGGCAUGGAUACAACCAGUCGUCGGCCGUUCCUGGUCAUGGAAUACUUGGUCCGAGGCUCACUUGCCAGGAUCCUGCAGGACAACAGCGAAAGGAUCGAGCAGAGCGAUCGCGUGCGAUUCGCACUGGAUGCUGCUCGCGGCAUGGCGUACCUGCAUGGGCUGGAGUACCCGCGUGUGCAUCGCGAUAUCAAGAGCAGCAACUUGCUUGUUAGUGAGAAAUGGGUGGUUAAGGUUGGUGAUCUGGAGACUGCACGACUUCUUGAGGAAUUCCUAGCCAACACUGACCAGCCCCGCCAAUCCACACAGUACGGCAGUAUGGACAAUGCUGCUCCACCACGUGACCAAGACCAACAAGAAGAACAGCAGGACGUUGAGGCGUCGGGCGAGACUCAACGCUUGCUACAGGGCCGCAGUUCAAGGGCGCAGUCGAGACAUCAGGUCGCAUGCAUUCAGCCAGAUAACCAUCGCGUGCGUCAAAUGACAACAGGUACAGGAACGGAUCGCUGGAGAUCGCCAGAGUCGAUAACGAAGAACCAACGCACCACCAAGGGUGAUGUGUACAGCUUUGGUGUGGUGCUGUACGAACUGGCCAGUAGGCAGUUGCCCUACGCCGACCUGGAGUCCACUGAAGCCAUCUUAGAUCAAAUAACUGAGGGGGAACCUCCUGGCGCCAUGCCUCUGGGCCUACCCUAUGCUUAUUGCCGUUUGGCCGAGCGUUGCAUGAAGUCGUCGCCUACGGAGAGGCCCACCUUUCAGGAUAUUGUCACUGACCUGGAAAGACAGAAGCUGGACUUAGCCUGAGCGUAGUGACGAGACUUCGUCUUACUCGCACGUCUUGCGCAGUGGUCGGGAAUGAAAUACGACCCCAUGAGAGUACAAUAGCUCCAACCACUGGAUUUUAUACAUCACCCCAUCUAGUCGCGGAGCCGGAUUUCACUUUGCACCGAUGUGCUGGCGUUGUGAUUGCGCUUGCAGCCUGCACUUACAUGUACUUGACACAUGUGCAAUGCAGUCAUAUGUCAUGUGACUGUGCUCAUGCAUACAUGUACAUGCAGUCAUGUGACUGUGCUCAUGCAUACAUGUACAUGCAGUCAUGUGUCAUGUGUCUGUGCUCAUGCAUACAUGACACAAUCAUGUAUCUGUGUUGCUGAGUAAUGUUGGACACCACUACUUAGGAGCAUUCGUCUAUCCGCACUCUUUCCAUGCUGCUUACUGCACAUACAUGUUCAGCCUAUAAAAUCAUUAUACAACAAGUCAUGUACAAUCAUGUGUUAAAUUUUAUCUACUACUGUACUAGUACAGUCAUGUGUGUAUGUUGGGCAACAAUCGUCACCCUCGUAAACGUCAACCUUGUUUUACUUGAUGUAAAUGUUAUUCUUUUGGCAAUGAAGAUAACACCUCAUUUGCCAAAAUACAUUCCUUUCCCCCACUGAAAUGUGUCAUGCAUGUACAACGCUUUGUGGUUCGACUUCACGGCCAGAUUUUGACCUUCCUGUAGUCCCAGCACUGAGAUAAACAUAGCGACAUCUACAUGUAUGUCUGUGCUAGCGAGGAUCGUGGAGAUGGAACUCGCUGGUUGCACGCAACCAUCCCGACAGCCUGUACAAGAAAUGCGCGGGAGAGAACUGUAGAACAAGCCCGACGUGUAGUGCAAGGUUCUGAGAAUGUUUCGAUUUCUUUUUACCACAACUCGUUCACCUUGUUUUCGCAGGUAGAGGGCGUAUUCAAACAGCAACAUGUAAUCGUACAAUGUACUUGCGAGCAUGUCAAUUUGCGAUUAGUAUCAAUUGCACAGAGGCGGUGUGUCUGUCUGAUGAUUGGUUCAGCCAUGAAACUCUGCGUCACAUCGGAAUUUGCCCAAGGUUUUCAUUGUGUGCCUUUCAGUUUGUGUAGCAUAACUAUAACUAUAAAGCAUUACCAUCUCAUACAGCGCACGCAGCUCAUGUAGAGCCUACAUCCCCAUUUUUUGAUCGUUUGCUUUUCGUUUUUGCUUUCCCUUUGUUUCCCCUUCUUCCUCAGGUACGUGCACUGUGAUAAAAUAAUUAUAUUAGAAAUAAAAUAUAAAAUAAGCAAAGUUUGCGACACCCUAUCAGCGUUUAUUAUUCUCCGGGAACGGACACGAUAAUUUACUUUUUCACUUUAUCAGUAUAAUUAUUGUCACAGUCCCCGUAAUUGUCUCCACUCUCUGUGAUGUUCCCUCUUCGCUGUGACUGCGCUCACACAUAUAGAGUUACGCGAGGCCAAGCCGAUAAUUACCUUUUUUUACCCAUUGUGCACACUCAAGCUGGAUACAAAUCUAUGUCAUUCUUUGGCUCUGACCGCUUUAACGCACUACUCGAAUCCCUUCGCACUUAUCAUAUCCCCAAUUCAUUUCGUCAGGAACUUGAAACACAUUCAUUUACCUUGGGUACCCUGUAAGAAGACCUUAGGGCCUGUUGGGAAUGCCCAAGGACUAGAAUAGUGUAACGUGCUGUACAUUCUUUGCCCUUGCUUCUCACUUACAUGUAUAUCCAUUACUCAUAGUACACAAACCCUCAUUUCUUCAUGCACUCUUUCGUCUACUUUUCUUCUUUUCAUUAGUACCUGACGAAUUAGUGACGAUGGCAAUAGUGCCGAAACAUUGUACGUUUUUGAAUUGGCUCGGUCCUUUCCAGUGCUUUGGGAAUGGGUGUGUCCACUGUCCACGCAAC
This is a messenger RNA of Sycon ciliatum, 6741 nucleotides long. RefSeq lists its product as uncharacterized. Gene Ontology annotation, molecular function: ATP binding; protein kinase activity; protein binding. Gene Ontology annotation, cellular component: cytoplasm. Bases 908 to 4852 code for a protein of 1314 amino acids. Lineage: Eukaryota; Metazoa; Porifera; Calcarea; Leucosolenida; Sycettidae. The record is from RefSeq and is a predicted model, not a curated record. The transcript has 2 exons. Gene Ontology annotation, biological process: protein phosphorylation; signal transduction.